AUGUCUGCAUCCCCAGCCCAUACGAAAGUUGCAGACGGCGCUGCAGAAUCACCACACCCAGAGUCGCCUGCAGAACACACCCCCUCCACAACGGACUCGACGGAUAAUACCCCGGAGCAGCCUCAGCCAUCAACCGAACCAGAGGCAUCAACCUCAACUACAGCGGAUGCCUCUUCUACACCGGCAGCAGCAGGCACUUGGCAGGCUGUCUGGUCACCUCAGCACAACGCGUAUUACUUCUAUAAUUCUGUAACGCAAGAAACAACAUGGACAAACCCGCUUGAAGCCGCUGCUGUCGGCGCUCCUACUGGUACAGCGUCUCCAGACCCUUCUUCUGCUUCUCCACACGCAGGUACUUCUGCCGCCGCUUCCCACUAUGCUACUCUUCAAGCAAAUGCAAUGGCUCAGGGCAUCGAUCCAUCCCUUGCCCAUCUCGACCCUACGCUAGCCUCAUCAUCUGCAGUCCCUGCCAACUUCACUUAUUCAGCCAAGUUCAAUGCUAGAACUGGUACUUUCGCAAAGGUAGACGCUCGUGACCCUUCGCAUUUAUCUGAAUUCGAAAGGGCCAAGCGUAUGAGUGAAUUUUAUUUCGACGUGGGGGCUUGGGAAAAGGAGGUAGAAGAACGGAAAGAAGCUGAAGAGCACGGAGAGGGGAGGAAGAGGAAGAGGCCGACUAAGAAGGAUCUGGAACGUUUCAAGGAGCAGAAGAAACAGAAGAAGAUAGCGAAAACUGCGUGGCUUCGUACAUAG
Molecule: messenger RNA, 750 nt
Organism: Serpula lacrymans var. lacrymans S7.9
Lineage: Eukaryota; Fungi; Basidiomycota; Agaricomycetes; Boletales; Serpulaceae
Exons: 2
Coding region: 1-750 (249 amino acids)
Molecular function (GO): protein binding
Source: RefSeq, a predicted model, not a curated record